AUGUCGACCGAAGAAGGCGGCAUCCGCCUGCCGACGCAGGAAGAACUUGCCAACCUACCCAAGGACGAGCGACUCAAGCAAGCUGCUGCGGCCGCCGAAGCUGCCGCUAACUCAAAUGGCAUCGUAUCCUAUCUGCGCGAGAAGGCAGCCGCCUUGACCAAUCCCCAGGAGCGGGAGCGAAUGCUCACCGAAGCCUUCCAGCAUGAAACGAAAGCGAAAGGCCUCACCAAGAAAGCAAAAGUACUGAAGUCGGGCACCUUUCAGGGCGCCGUCGGCGGAGCUGGUAUCGGCGCUGCUUCUGCGGCUGGGCUCGGUACUGUUGUGGGAACUCUGGUCGGCACGGUCGCGGGUAUUCCCACAACCGCAGUGGGCGGGCUGGUCGGGGCUGGCACCGGGCUGAUACACGGCCCGUGGGUCAAGCUUGGUCUGCCUGGCGGUAAGGAAGAGGAGGUGCAGAUACCACAAGAGAGCAUAGACAGUGGGGCAAUACGAGUAGACGAAAAGACUGGCACUGUCACAGCAAAGGACCCCAAUGUACUGAAAGAAGCAGCUGCUGUUGCGAGGGCAGAGGCCGAGAGAGACUCAUCGAAGGGCGAAGGCGAUGAGCAAAAGAGCCAGACGAAUGGCGAGAGGAGAAAGCCAAAGAAGCUUGAGAUUCGAUCGAAGAAACAGGAGUCGGAGCACAAACCCGUGGGUACAUUGGUCUCGCAAGCCGCAUCGAAAAGUGAAUCACCAGCGAGGAGGAAGCCUCCAAAGCUCGAAGUCCGGUCCAAGCAGGCUCAGAAGGCCGCUUAG
Messenger RNA from Cyphellophora attinorum, 795 nucleotides. RefSeq lists its product as uncharacterized. The record is from RefSeq and is a predicted model, not a curated record. The transcript has a single exon. NCBI's taxonomy places the organism in Eukaryota, Fungi, Ascomycota, Eurotiomycetes, Chaetothyriales, Cyphellophoraceae. Bases 1 to 795 code for a protein of 264 amino acids.